This is a messenger RNA of Scomber japonicus (chub mackerel), 3402 nucleotides long. RefSeq names its product MAPK activated protein kinase 2a (gene mapkapk2a). The record is from RefSeq and is a predicted model, not a curated record. Gene Ontology annotation, biological process: inflammatory response; peptidyl-serine phosphorylation; cellular response to vascular endothelial growth factor stimulus. Bases 520 to 1689 code for a protein of 389 amino acids. Gene Ontology annotation, molecular function: ATP binding; calmodulin binding; mitogen-activated protein kinase binding. NCBI's taxonomy places the organism in Eukaryota, Metazoa, Chordata, Actinopteri, Scombriformes, Scombridae. Gene Ontology annotation, cellular component: cytoplasm; nucleus. The transcript is spliced from 10 exons.
UGUGGCGUGCUAGGCUACUGGUUUCGGACUUUUUUCCCUCCUCUGUUGUCUUGUCUUUCGUUUAGUGUUGUUUUUAAAUCGUUUUUUUUAAACUUCUCUCGCGAGGUUUUCGGGUUUUGGUGAUUAAAACGAACACAACCGUGUAGCCGAUUUAUGGGAUGUUUUAAGUUCCUGAAGUGUUCUCUUUGAGGAACCGGCGGACGGCGGACCAUAUCCACCAGAGAUGGAUAGGCUAACAGAUAGCUGACUUAGUUGUUAGCCGAGAAUCAUAGGUCAAGAAUAGGAUCAAGCUAGCAUGCUAACAGCUAGCUAAUUUCGUGUUUUAUCAGCUAACCAAGUGACUUUGUUAACCUGUACCGUCAGAUACAGGCCACCGCCGGUUACUCCUCGGGCCUGGUUGCUACACGGUGAACAGUGUGUAACCCAGGAAGACGACUCAGUCUGUAUUAACUUAUAAGGCAAAAAAGGACAGAGGAGUAUUGUCGAGAGGUUGUUCAUUUCCCAGCCCAGACCAACAACAUGCUGUCCAAUACACAGAACCAGCCGCUGUUUCCGAACCCGGCGGGGCAGCAGAAUCCCGCCGGACAGCAGAACCCCGCCGGCCAGUUCCUUCCCUUCAACACCAGACCCAACUUACAGAUCAAGAAAAAUGCCAUCACGGACGACUACAAGGUGACCAGCCAGGUGCUGGGACUGGGUAUUAAUGGCAAGGUGCUCGAAAUCUUCCAAAAGAAGACUGGGGACAAGUAUGCACUGAAGAUGCUGCAGGAUUGUCCCAAGGCCCGUAGAGAAGUGGAGCUCCACUGGAGGGCGUCACCAUGUGCCAACAUUGUGCGCAUCAUUGAUGUCUAUGAGAAUCUGUAUCAGGGCAGGAAGUGCCUGCUUAUUGUCAUGGAGUGUAUGGACGGUGGUGAGCUUUUUAGUAGAAUCCAGGACAGAGGAGACCAGGCCUUCACAGAGAGAGAGGCAUCUGAUAUCAUGAAGAGCAUAGGAGAGGCCAUACAAUACCUCCAUGCAGUCAACAUUGCACACAGAGACGUCAAGCCCGAGAAUUUACUGUAUUCCACGAAGAGGUCCAGUGCCCUGCUCAAACUCACAGACUUUGGCUUUGCCAAAGAGACCACCUCACACAACUCUUUAGCUACUCCCUGCUACACACCCUACUACGUUGCUCCAGAAGUUCUGGGCCCAGAAAAAUAUGACAAGUCAUGUGACAUGUGGUCGUUGGGUGUCAUUAUGUAUAUCCUGUUGUGUGGAUACCCUCCUUUUUAUUCUAACCAUGGUCUAGCCAUCUCCCCCGGGAUGAAGAAGAGGAUCAGGAUGGGCCAGUAUGAGUUUCCCAACCCUGAAUGGUCUGAUGUAUCAGAAGAAGCUAAACAAUUGAUAAGGACCCUCCUUAAGACAGAGCCAACCCAAAGGAUGACCAUCACAGAGUUUAUGAAUCAUCCAUGGAUCAAUCAAUCGAUGGAGGUUCCUCAGACCCCACUUCACACCAGCAGAGUGCUAAAGGAGGAGAAGGAUGCAUGGGAGGACGUCAAGGAGGAAAUGACGAGUGCCUUGGCAACAAUGAGGGUUGACUACGAGCAAAUCAAGAUAAAGACCAUUGAGGACUCAACCAAUCCACUGCUAACGAAAAGAAGGAAGAAAGCCAGUAACACCAUUGCGGAUCCGCAGUCUGCUGCCCACUGAAAGGCGCACGCAUGCAUGCACAUACAAACACAGGUUGUAAAAAGGAAGCAAUAAUUUGUCGACAUGUGAGUCGCAUUGCAUGGAUUUUCUCAGUGUUUUAUUUUUCAUGGCGAAUUCUAAUGUUUUGUAGGAGUGUUUGUCUUUAUUACUCAACCAUUUUAACAACCCACCACUCUGCCGUAGCAGAGAGGGUGGUAAUCUGUGUUUUCACACCAGGGAAGAGAUUAUGAAUUAUAGAAAAGGGGAGGAGAGUGAGUAAGUGGGAUCUCUCUCCUCUCCUUUCCCAAAUAUCAGGUCGUGUACUCAGAGGGGCUUGAAUGUUGGAAUAGGACAUGAAGCCUUAGCAUUAGCAGUAGUUCUUUCACCCCACAGCCCUGUUCUAGCUCUAGCCCCUAAUACAUGAAUGUUAAAUCAAAUGGCUAAAUCCCAAAAAAAUAAAAAGCAAGGGAAGGUUUCUAUUACAUACAUGUAAAGUAAGCAGAUGUAUUUUGAACUGACAAGUGGAAUGUAAGGACUCUGUCCCUGACUGUUGGAAUUAGUUGGAAAUAGUCGCUCACUUCGGGGACUCGGACCGGGAGUGUCUGUCAGGUUCAGUUUGUCUUUGUGAAUGUCGAACAGAGGCCUAUGCACUCACAAGGGCCAUGUGCCAUUCUGACAGAGCACCUCACUCGCGGCCCCGCUCUCCUACCUUUUAUUCUAGGCUUGUUUCAGGUACAUAGUUUUAGGGCAGAGAAGGAGGUCACGUUUGGGAGCAGAAACUGGCUCAUCUUCUCCUGCUUGUAGCUCAAAGGAGAGUAGGAGCCAACUGAUACUGUAUUUUUUCAUGGAUUUUACGUACAUUUUAGCAUAGGCCUUAUUGAGUGUUGCUAAAGCAGCAAACAACUUUUAACCCCUACCUACCAUUUGGUUCAGGCUUUUACCAAUGUUACGCUUCAGAAUUUAUAACAUUGCCAGAUUAUAUUUCAGGUUAAUGCUAUGCAGAUGUCUUUGUCAGCUUGAAGUACUGCUAGGACCUUUUUUUUGUUAGUGUUGAUUUGUGUUUGCAUACGUGUUGGAGAGAUGUCGAGAAACAAUAGGGACUGUUUUUGUGUGUGUUUAUGUAAGCAGUAGCACCCUCUAGGGGAUACAUGAUCCUAACAGACUGGUCAAGCCCUGGAGGUCUUGAUGAAAAAGAUCGUUAAGAGUUACUGUCGGUUGCACCAACUCAGUAGCAGCCCAGAGUCUAAUCUGGUGCAGUGUCAGUGUGAACAGCACCUCCACACUUCCUGGAGGAUUUAAUAGGAAGUAGAAAGUACUUAAGAGCAGCUCCUCAUAUGGGUGCAGAACAUACCACCAGCAUGCUGUCGUCACAUUUAGAGAGGGUGUGAUGGAUGGUUUCUCUUCAGUGUCUGUUAACAAGACAGGAUGCUUCCCAGCUCACUCGGGAUCAUGGGAAAUGAUUGUAUUAAUUUUCUCAGUUUGGUCUACUUCACUUUGUAAAAUCACAUCCACGUUACUUGUCGCAUCGCACCUACAAAUCUCGCACUGUAAAAAUGUUCAUUGAAUGUUUGUGACAAUGUUCCUGUAUUUUUUUUUUUUUUUUCUUCUUCCUUUUUGUCCCUCUCAACACAUUUUUUUUAGUGGAGGCACAGAGAUGUGUGUCUUUUUUUCUGUCAUCAAGUCACCACUUGCCGUACUUUUUGUCUGCUUGCUUUGGAUUAAAAAACACAUAAA